AUGCUGCAGUUAUUCGUUUACGGUCCAGGACUAGGCUUACCAAGUUUAGAUCCAAGUUGUUUAGCAGCAAUUUUGUACUGUUCACUUGCUGUUCCUAAGGAUGAGUUUGCGAUUUAUCAGACCGCAAAUGCCAGUAUGAGUCCGACACAAAAGCUCCCCGCUUUAUGGGACGGACGUGCGUGGGUAGGAUCGUUAAAAAACGUUUUAUUUUAUUUGAAACAAAAAGGAUACAAUUUGGACAAUCAAUUAGACAAGGAUGCCCUCAGUAAGAUUAACGCCUUUUCCUGCCUUUUAGAGAGAAAUGCUUAUGAUCUAUGGCUCUUUAAAGCCUACGUAUGUGAAGAUAAUUAUGUUCGUGUCAUGCGUCCCGAGUGGUCCAAGGUGCUCGGAUUCCCUUUCAACUAUAUGACUCCUAAUGCGUUUCAAAAACAUGCAAAAGAACGCCUAAACUUAACACUUGGAAUUAAUGAAGACAAACUGUCUUAUGAAGCUUCAAAAAUGCCCAUCUCCCAUAGAUGGACAAACGCCUCCCGCCAAAAGCAAGCACUGUUACAAGCCCAAGCUUUUCGAAUCAGAAUCUCUUCUCUUGCUCGACAUCUUUAUGGCUCUUUGGAACUACUAGUAGGAGAUUCUGAAUUUUUAUUUGGCGAACAUCCUACCUCUCUUGAUUGUCUCCUCUAUGCGUUUCUCUCUUUUCAUACCCUUACCGAAAACUUUGAUCAAUUAACCUUACGAAGCACAAUGCAAUCGUCCGCACCAAAAUUAUUUCAUUUGCUAGAAUCCUUAAAAACAAAAUGGUUUCCGUCUAAUGAACAAGACGGCUUGCUUUCCAGCGUUUCCAUCGAAAAGCAACCUCAAAACCUUCUAGCUGUAGCACGAGUUGCAUGGAACAAUGUGUCUAAAAAAAUUCACGAAACCAAGAAUUCAUUUCAGAAUGUUUCUAUUUCUUCUGAAAAGCAAUUAUCGUUGGCUAGAAAUGGGUUUUUCAUCCUAGCUUCCACCUUUGGUUUUGUUUGGUUCGUCUUAGCAAAUGGCAUAGUAGUCAUUGAGAGUGAGGAAGACGUAGAUUUGGAUACUUCAAGAGAUGAAUCAUCCUCUGCUCUGGAUACUGACGUUCGCUCCAGAGAAGUAGAGCAACGUUUGGAUGACAAUACCAGAGACGAAGCUCCUCCAGAGGCAGAAGAAAUAAAUGCUUCAUCUAUGUCAGCAGAAGAUCUUUUAUUUGGUUUUGAAGGCGAAAAUGAAGACGAUGAUGGUGACUGGGAAGAGGAGGAAAUGGAUGAUGAAGAGGAAGAGGAUUUCGAUGAAGCUGAUGCUGAUAUAGCUUGA
Schizosaccharomyces osmophilus is the source of this 1329-nucleotide messenger RNA. RefSeq names its product metaxin 1 (Sam37) (gene mtx1). The record is from RefSeq and is a predicted model, not a curated record. Gene Ontology annotation, biological process: mitochondrion organization. Gene Ontology annotation, cellular component: SAM complex. The transcript has a single exon. The coding region runs from base 1 to 1329 and encodes 442 amino acids. Lineage: Eukaryota; Fungi; Ascomycota; Schizosaccharomycetes; Schizosaccharomycetales; Schizosaccharomycetaceae.